GGUAGUUUCAUUUUCGGACACCGAACCAGUUGGAGAACAGGAUUCGCCAACAUUCGAGAUGAGGAGCUUUCUGUGCGUUAUCGCACUCGCCGGCACGUUGGCCUUGGGCGUUCAAGGUCAGGGUCAGCGGGAGGUGUUCAAGCUGUGCGUACCGCAUCAGAUUGCCGACGCCUGUCGGGAUUUGUUGGGCGAUGGGGUGACCGGCGAGGGUUCGGUUGAGGUCCAGUGUGUUUCGGCCCGGGAUCGUAUGGAGUGUUUGGAGAAGGUGAACCUGAGGGAGGCCGAUUUUGUGGCGGUUGAUCCCGAGGAUAUGUACGUAGCGUACCAUAUGGCCAACCAGGACUUUAGCGUGUUCAGUGAGUUCCGAACGUUGGAGGAACCAAAGGCCGAGUUCCGGUAUGAAGGUAUCGUGCUGGUGAGAAAGAGCGAUAACUUUGGUGGGACUGCCGAUUUGAGGGGUAAGAAGAGUUGCCACACAGGAUAUGGAAGGAAUGUUGGGUAUAAAAUUCCUAUCACGAAGCUGAAGAAAUUGGGCUUGUUUAAGUUGGCUAAUGAUCCGGAUAUGGCGCCUCUGGAGAAGGAGCUGAAAGGGUUGUCUGAGCUAUUUUCCAGCUCUUGUCUGGUAGGCAAGUACUCUCCGAAUGAUGAAGUUAACCGACAGUUGAAGAAGACUUAUCCUAAUUUGUGUGCUUUGUGUGAACGGCCUGAGGUUUGUGAUUAUCCGGACAAGUACUCCGGAUAUGAUGGGGCAAUCCGCUGUUUAGUUGAAAAUAACGGUGAUGUGGCCUUCACCAAGGUCAUCUAUGUGAAUAAGUACUUCGGUCUCCCGGUAGGAGAAUCCCCGGCUAAACCGGCCUUGAAUCCUAAUGCUCGCACCGAAGAUUACGUCUACUUGUGUGAAGAUGGAACUACUAAACCCAUCACCGGACCAGCUUGUUCUUGGGCCCAACGACCCUGGCAAGGCUACAUGGGCAACGGAGACAUCAACGGACGCUUCCAGCGGCUUCAAAAACGACUCCAGCAGUUCUACACUGAAGCCAAAAAGUCUGGAAACAGUGACAAAGCUAAGAAGAUGUGGGUCGAUGCCAAGAACAUCCUAUUUGAUCGUGGAACUCCAGUUCUGCCCGGAGAGCAUCUGAACAAGGCCCAGAACAAGGACGUGAUCGAGCGUGAUGGGCCGUUCGAGUACAAGGUCAAGCUGUGCGUCAACAACGAGCUGGAGCUGCAGAAGUGUGAAGUUCUGCGUAAGGCUGCCUUCUCCCGAGAUAUCCGUCCGGAGAUUCAGUGUGUCCUGAAGGCCAACGAAGGUUGUGUGGGCGCCGUCGAACGAGGUGACGCGGACGUUGUCGUGCUCAAAGGUGAACAGCAACACGGUGCCAGCGCAGGCGCCUUGAAACCCAUCCUGUUUGAAAAGUACGACGAAUCCGAUGUCAUGGUGGCCGUUGCCGAUAAGGGUAUCUCCAGAGAUGAACUCCUGAAAGCACCAAUUCAAUUCGACGCCUCGGAUCCUCGAGCCAUCUCAGCGGCUCUGUUCUUCAACGACAAACGUCAGCGCAAGACUUGCCCGAACCAGCUAGCUUCCUCCCCUGAAGCCCCAAUCCAGAUCAUCUCAGCCCAAGAUCUCGCGCGACUAGGUUCCAACAAGGUGCUCAUCUGUCCGAGUCUUAACUUCGAGCCGAUCGCAAACUACGCUUCCUGCAACGUAGAUUACACCUUCCCAACGGGGGUAUUCGUCAGGAAGACCAUUGCCGGACAGCUCGAAGACAAUAUAUCCCAUGCCUUCGUGGCGCUGUCGGAUAAGUUUGGUCAUGGCGCUGCUACUGAGAUUGUAUUCGAGAUGUUUGGCGAGUUCAAGCCUGGCUCGAAGAAUGUGCUGUUCCACGAUCGGGCUGCAAAGUUUGGGCAGGCUGAUAAUAAGGUUACCAAUGUUGACGCUGCCUAUUAUAAACAGUUGAUGUGUUUGUAAAACAUGAGUUUGACGAUAUGUGGUGAAUAAAAAACGCUGACGCUCCUGAA
Molecule: messenger RNA, 2016 nt
Organism: Uranotaenia lowii
Lineage: Eukaryota; Metazoa; Arthropoda; Insecta; Diptera; Culicidae
Product: transferrin
Exons: 2
Coding region: 59-1966 (635 amino acids)
Biological process (GO): iron ion transport
Cellular component (GO): recycling endosome; plasma membrane; early endosome
Source: RefSeq, a predicted model, not a curated record